AUGACCGACACUACAAAAAUUACCGCUUCGGCUAUCGGUAUUGGUACGCUGCUUUUCUAUGUGUUCCCAAGAAUCCGCCGAACAGUAUUGAGGAUUUGGAAUACUCUCAGGCUCAUCGUGGAGGGCCCUACAAACGAGGAAAUCGAUCUGGAACAGGAAGUUCUAAUUGCCAUUUCUCCAAUCGAAAACAAUCCUAAUCCUCUUCCUCUGGCCGCGCCGCAGGCCCGAAAACGAACGCCAUACACAUUCCACGACAACUAG
Penicillium cinerascens is the source of this 261-nucleotide messenger RNA. RefSeq lists its product as uncharacterized. The coding region runs from base 1 to 261 and encodes 86 amino acids. The transcript has 3 exons. Lineage: Eukaryota; Fungi; Ascomycota; Eurotiomycetes; Eurotiales; Aspergillaceae. The record is from RefSeq and is a predicted model, not a curated record.